CUUAGUCCCAUCCCUCUUACCUCUUUCCCGCCCUGUCUUAGGAAUGUCAGAAAGUCAUGACGGUUCAGACUCAGUCCAUGGCCUUGGACCUGGCCCUUCUGACCUAAGACAGCUCCUAGGGAGACCCUUGGCAAUCACAAUACACGAUGGACGCAUGUUCAUCGGCUACUUUCACUGUACAGACAGAGACAUGAAUAUCAUCUUGAAUGAUACCGAGGAGUUUCAACCUGCUCCGAGGACCAAAGCGGAGGUUCUUCAGAGAGACAGAGAGGAAAUUUGGUUACCUCGUUCAGAGAGAUUGGAAGGAGAACCCGAUUGGUCAUUCUGGGCGAAUUUGGAGAACUUCGGACCAGCCGUUACCAGUGGAGAGGAAGCCAAGGGUGUGCAAGGAGAAAAUUCGGGAUCAGAACGUGGGGACACGGAGCAAAGCCUGGGUAGUUCCAACGACGUUCAAGAGAUGGUGGCAGCUCUGGAAGACACUCGAGUGGAUGGGCAAGGGAGCGAACGGAGGAGCAAAGAGACGGAGACAACCUCGCUAGCCUUAAAGGAUGAUUCGACAAUCAGCGAUAUUCAGCAAGCGGUGAACCUCAAGACCGUCUCAACUACAGAUGCCGCUCACCAACCUCAUGAAUCCUCAAACACUCCCUCUUCCUGCUUUACACACUCCUCUGAAUCUGAUUCCAGCUCCAAUUGGAUGCAGACUCUUCAAGGCUGGACAUGGGGAUUUCGACGUGGUCCAGGCCGAUUCACUGGAAUGAUCAUGAUUCGUGGCAAGGACAUCAUCAAAAUUGAGCUUGUCCACGGAUCCUUUCAUCGAAUCCAGUCAACCAUUGGUCUCGGUUCGCGUCCGCAUUCACACAUGCAAAACAAGAGGAGGCGCUUCUGGCUGGCUCUCGCUCAGGUCAUGCACUAUUCUCCCAGGGGCUUUUCACGUCGUGCGCGGCUCUGCACGACGGACGUCUGCCCACUGCGCCUGGCUAUGAACGGAAAGACUCUCUCCUUUCAAACGCAGUCUUCGAAGCUGUCCCACGCUUCGUCUAUCCUUACGAUUCUGGGAAGUCUCUCCAACGAAGCUUGGUCUUCUGGAUAUAAAACCCGGCGCCUGCAACGUCGGAUUGGCACCUUCUGCACCCUGGUACUUCACCACUCGCCGCACCUGAACGAACUUACAAAACCCUCAAGCGAAUCAUCAGCAAUGUCCAGUAGUGGAAUAUGCAAGGUCGUCAACGACAUAGACGUCCCGCAUGCGGCCUAUGUCGAUUCUUCUGUUAAUCACAGUUCCUGGAAUAACACCAGCUGCGACCAGUGAUCCACGACCAAUACGGGUUUCAAGACGACUUAUACAGCGAGCGAAAGGCACCCACUGAAGAAGCACUUGCUGUACUGGUCCGAACG
This is a messenger RNA of Kockovaella imperatae, 1395 nucleotides long. RefSeq lists its product as hypothetical. The transcript has 5 exons. The record is from RefSeq and is a predicted model, not a curated record. NCBI's taxonomy places the organism in Eukaryota, Fungi, Basidiomycota, Tremellomycetes, Tremellales, Cuniculitremaceae. Gene Ontology annotation, cellular component: NatC complex. Bases 44 to 1309 code for a protein of 421 amino acids.